Messenger RNA from Amphimedon queenslandica, 3309 nucleotides. RefSeq lists its product as uncharacterized. The record is from RefSeq and is a predicted model, not a curated record. NCBI's taxonomy places the organism in Eukaryota, Metazoa, Porifera, Demospongiae, Haplosclerida, Niphatidae. Bases 45 to 2300 code for a protein of 751 amino acids. The transcript has 3 exons.
CGCGAGACUAGACCAGAGACUAGACUAGGGUUGGUUGAUCCAUAAUGACAACUACUUCUUCAAUAGUAAGCGAAGCAGAUUCUGGUCGAGCUACUGUAGCUGGUCAUGAUAGCCAUCACGCUGCAUCUAAUUUAAAGUCUUUUGUUACUGAAUCGGAACCAGGCCAGUCAUCUGAGAAUAUAACUGAGAAUGAAGAAUAUAUCUAUAGAUCUGAUGCCAGAGAAGUAGUUCAAGUUCCUGAAAGUCAUAGUACAGAUUACGAGUAUAAUGUUGUUCAACUGCCUAAGAGUUGUAUUGCUUCAGAUCUCACAGACUCCACAUUAGUUCCUGGUUUUCCACCGUCUGCAUAUACGCAAUCUUAUACACAGCAAUCUGACAUCAGUUAUUCUAUGAACAGGCUGACUUGUGAUGAGCAUAUUGCAGAAGAAGCCAGUUUUGAAAAAGAUACUUUAAUAGUACAGGAAAUAGAUAAGCCAAUAUUCAAGUUAAUAUUAGAUUAUAACUUCAUGAUUGAUCUGGUCAGGACAAGCUCUGUUCCUGUAGUCAUGUGCACUGCCACUCUUGCUGGUCUGUCUCCUCAGAGAAAAGCAGCUUUACUCCAAGAUUUUAUGAUAAAUGCUGUAAGAUUUAAGGAUAGCGAAUCACACUUGGCAGUUCAAUAUCGCGAAAAUAUUAGAAAAAGAAGUUCUAAAGAAGGUUUUUCAUGUUUUAAUUUCAAUAUUUUGGGAGAAUUUCCAUUCAGCAACCUCGUGUGGUUGUUGGGUACCAAACGUUCAAGUAUCAGCCUCUGCUUUCUCUGUUGCCUCCUUCAAGCUCUUAAGCUGAGAAAAAUUGAUAUCAACUUGUUAGAAACAAAAAACGAUGCUAGAGAGGAUGGAUCAGUAGGCAGGAAGCAUGGUAUCUGGCUUUUUUAUGAGGCAGCAAAAAGGCUGGAAGUUCUUAGGAGCCAACCAAAGAAAUUGGGGCUCCUUGAACCUGGUGUUACUAUGCUAAACGUCUUCAAUAUUGGUCCCAGCAAAGCAGCAUACAACUUUCUCCCAUUUCUUGGUCAGCAUUGUCAGAGAUCUCUGCCGUUGUUUUUUGUUCCAACUACAAAAUCAACUGAGAGUGAAAGGGGAACUCAGGAAAGUCACACUUCUAUCAGACAUCUACUUAAUGCAUAUGUACCCAAAGAAGAGGUUUCAUAUAGAAGAUUAUCUCAGGGUGAAUCCGAGACUGGCUAUGAUAUCAGGAAAGCUUUCACUGAAAGAGGGCUUAAUAAGCCUGAGUUUCAGAAAAUUGACCUCUCCGAUAUGCAGCAGACUAAGAGGAAGCUUGAGAAAAUAGUUGUUAAAAAUAUGAGCAAAUAUGUUACUGGUCUACCUGUAAGGUGGGUUUUUCUACGCAGCCUUCUCCAGGCUUUAAACAUAUCACUUAUGACUAGAAGUGAUAUCAGCGAAUGGGCCACUUCAUGUGGUGCUGGUAUAGAUCCCAGUGAAGUUGAGGCAUUCCUAACCACCUUCACAAGCUUUGCCAGUCUCCUUUACAUCCCCUCCUACACUGAUAUUGUCCUACUGGAUAUUGAGAGAUUCACUGAUUGCCUUGACAAGGUCUUUGAUUGUGGCCGUUCUCUUGAUGAAGCAAAUUCCUAUGGAUUCAUUACUGAAGCAGCCAUUGAUAAGUUAGCAAAAGAUGAGAAGUUAGACCCUAAAUUGUUCAAGUCACUCUUGAAGUCUUUCUGUUUCAUCACUUCCAUAAGCUUAUCGAAAAUUGAAUGUUUGAAGUACUUUUCUCUUACUGAAGUGGCCUCAUAUUUCUACAUUCCUAGUAUGCGCCCUUCAGAACCAGCUAAUGGUCACAGCCCUCAUUCGCUUUAUUUGCGUUGUUCACCAGGCAUACUUGGAAACGUCCAAGUUCUUCUCGUUUGUGAGAUACUUUCACACGACAAUUGCUACAUUGUCCCAUACAAGCACAUUAACACAUCAAUUAUUAGAGUAAAACACAGUGAAGAACAUGUCGAUGUUAAAAUGAUCGAUCACAAAGAUGUUAUAGAGCUGAGACUUGAGAAUAUAGAUCCUUUGAGCACCAAAAAAUACAAAGCAGUAUGUUUGCUUAUAGUUAAAGCAUGUGCUAUCGCUAUGAAAAACCAUAAGUAUCAGUAUCAUUUUGAGUUACUUUGUGUUGACGAUGCUAAAAACCACAUCAUAUACCACUCAAAGAAUAAUUAUUCGAAAUGCCCGUCAUGUGUUGAUGCCAUUAACAGUGAUGCAAUUCAAAAGCACUGGAUGAAUGCCAUUAUUAACUAUGGGACAGCUACGUAACACUAAAAAUAGCAAGAAUUUUUUAAAAGCUGCAUACUUAAACCUGACUUUUAUAAUUUUUGUAGUUGCUAUGAAUAUGUAGUUUUGCUUUUUAAAAUAAUAGUGGUUUUCUUACAAAAGAUGGUGAUAGUCUGGCAAAAUUUGCAUAACAGCCUGCCUAAAGGAAAGAGCAUAGGGGCACUGCAUGCUUUGGGUCAAGCAUGAGCACUACAAAAUGUGUGUACAUGUGUGUUUGUGAAAUAGAAAAUUAUAACGGUUUGUUGCUCUCAAUAACAAAUCGGGAUAAAGAAACUAACUAAAUGAACAGUAAAAUUAAAAUUGAAAAAAUGUCAUAAAAUCACGCUGACCUAGAGUUGUUCAUAUUUUUUUAGACACUGCGCUAUCUUUUACUCUUUUUAUUUUAUUCUGCCGGUUUCUUUGUUGUUUCCCCAAAGUUUUCUUACGACUUGAUGAUACUGAUGUAUCAAUGAAAUCAUAAUCAUACUGCGAAUAAGCAGCACCUAUGGAAACAAUAAUAAUAAUGAUUGAAGCUAUUAUUGUCACAAAUAUCAGGAGCGUAUCUAGAAAUUGGAAAAGGGGGUGCUGAGAGCAUGUGAAGCGUGCUGCGAUUUUGGCCACACCCCUUUUACGGCGGUAAAACAGCGUUUUCUUGCAUUGUUGUGAAUUACUUUUUACGGGUGGGGUCAAGAUAAUUUCAAGCAUACUCAAGCAUACUGGCACUUUUAAUUGCUCUUUAAGGCACUGGAAACUGCUGAAAUCAUGAUCAGGGGGCUAGAUAACUUAAUAGGCUUGGUAGUAAUGCAAGAGCCCUGGACUUAAGUAAUGUUUUCUGAGCCAAGCCAUGAGGGGGGUGCUCAAGCCCCCCUCAGCCCUAGUCCAGGCUACCUCACCCCCCCCUUUGGAUACGCCACUGACUAUAGUAACUAGUUGUGCAUUACUGCUAACAUAAUGUGAAUAGAUUACCUCUUUUCUUUCUUUUGUUAUCAUGAUUAUAAUGACCAGAAUAGUA